Molecule: messenger RNA, 586 nt
Organism: Entrophospora candida
Lineage: Eukaryota; Fungi; Glomeromycota; Glomeromycetes; Entrophosporales; Entrophosporaceae
Source: the annotation of a GenBank genome assembly
AUGUUCGCAGUGGACAUGAAGAAUGAUGCACAUGAUUUAAAUUUAUGUCAUUCUCAAAAGGCUCCACCUGUAUCAAAUACGACCUUAAUAAUAGACGAAAUUGGAACAAUCACAACACAACCAGCAACGCCUACUUUACCUGAUAAUAUUAAGCCACCAAGUGGUUCAACCUUCUCGUUUUUACUUUACGCAUCGGGUAAAAGAACAUACACUUGUACCUCUAAUUUAGGCCAAGGUUCUUGGACUCUUGUUGUCUAUCAUUAUUCAGAAGAUACUCCGGUUAGUGGCAAAAAUUUAACUUGGUCUGCAAUAACAAAAAGUGAUCAGUCCUAUGUUGUUGGAAAAUCGAUUGCUCAAAGUAAUGAUACAGCAGAUCCAGAUAGAAAUUUACCUUGGGAAUUGGUCCAAUCAACGUUUAAUAAAGAGGGUGGUGUACAAUAUGUUAGUGGAACGAAUACAAUUGUAGGCUAUACCGCCGAUUAUUGGUUUUACUCGGGUGGUUUGCCAAAAACUGAUGAUCCAAAAACUCCAGCAAGUACAGCUGAUCCCACGGCAACGACAACGGCAACGACAACCGAUAAACCGA